This is a messenger RNA of Oncorhynchus masou masou (cherry salmon), 3519 nucleotides long. Its product is annotated as unconventional myosin-XV-like. The transcript is spliced from 12 exons. The record is from RefSeq and is a predicted model, not a curated record. Gene Ontology annotation, cellular component: myosin complex; vesicle; actin-based cell projection. Gene Ontology annotation, biological process: actin filament organization; vesicle transport along actin filament. Gene Ontology annotation, molecular function: ATP binding; actin filament binding; microfilament motor activity. Lineage: Eukaryota; Metazoa; Chordata; Actinopteri; Salmoniformes; Salmonidae. Bases 1 to 3519 code for a protein of 1172 amino acids.
AUGCCCAGGAACCCUCCUCCUGGCAGGCAGUCGUUCAGAGGCCGUCCUCUCUCCCCCCAGCCCUCCAUGAAGCAGCAGGGUGGUCCUCUCUCUCCACAGCCCUCUGUUAGACGCCCCUCCUCCCCACAACACAAGCAACCCUCUUCCCCCCUGCCGCCCCGUGCCCCCUCUCCCAUCCACCACUUCUCCCCAGCCUCCUUCAGACCUCCCCCCCACCACCCCAGUCUCCCCCAUCACUCCCAGGUCGUGACCCAGUACAACCACACUAUGGAGCCAGGGGCCUCUCCCUUACUGACCAACGCUCACCUUAGAGGAGUAAACUACACCUCCCCUCAGCAGCGGCCCCCCUCCCCCCAUCCCUCCCUCCGUUACGAUCCUCGUUCCUCCCCCCUCCAGAACUCUUACCUGCGUAACACGUCCUAUAGUUCACCUGUACAGAGAGGUCCCUCCCCCUCGCCUGGUGGCCAGCUGAUGAUGUCAUAUGAUGGACAGGUUAGCCAGGGUUCUUCCCCCCAGCUGUCUAACGCCUUACAGCAGAACACUAAGCUGUCUAACGCCUCCUACUCCUACCCCCUGGCCUCCUCUCCUCUCCAGAGGAAUGCCUCCCUCUACACCCCCGUCCUCUCCCCCUAUCAGACCCAGUCCUCCUCACCUCGUCUCUCCAGCACCGUGCUCAGCCCUCGGCUCCGCAACGCUUCCUACGCCUCCCCCGCUCUUCACAGACCUCAUCCACCCUCCUCCCCCACGCUGUCCACCACUCUUAGCACCUCCCACCACCUACAGGGGUCAGCGUUCCGCCUACCCGAUGGUUCCGUGAUGAUGUCGGGGGGUUCCGAGGGGAACAAGAGCAGUGGAGGUUCUCCCGGUUCUGUCUCUCUGAUGUCUAAUGCUCUGCAGAACACUAGCAUGAGACAAGCUACCUACCGUCUACCAGACGGUUCUCUGGUCACCAGGACUGAACCCAAUCCUCAACCAUCCUCCUUCUCUCCAAACCUCUCCUCCGCUCUCCUCAACCCCAACAUGCAACAGGCUAUGUAUAAAUUACCAGAUGGGACGCUAGUAACCCAGAACGAGCCUCAACCGAUUCCCUCUCCCUCCUUCUCUCCGAAUCUCUCCUCAGCUCUUCUCAACCCAAACCUCCGCCUGGCUACGUACAGAUUACCGGAUGGAACUCUAGUAACCAGGACGGAACAAACUCUUCAGCCAUCCUCUCCUAACCUCUCCUCUGCCCUCCUCAACCAGAAUCUUACCAAGGCUACGUACAGAUUACCAGAUGGAACUCUAGUAACCAGGAACGAGCCUCCACAACCUUCUCCUAACCUCUCCUCUGCCCUCCUCAACCAGAAUCUUACCAAGGCUACGUACAGAUUACCAGAUGGAACUCUAGUAACCAGGAACGAGCCUCCACAACCUUCUCCUAACCUCUCCUCUGCUCUCCUCAACCAGAAUCUUACCAAGGCUACAUACCGUCUACCAGAUGGAACUCUAGUAACCAGGAACGAGCCUCCACAACCUUCUCCUAACCUCUCCUCUGCUCUCCUCAACCAGAAUCUUACCAAGGCUACGUACAGAUUACCAGAUGGAACUCUAGUAACCAGGAACGAACCUCCACAACCUUCUUCUCCUAACCUCUCCUCUGCCCUCCUCAACCAGAAUCUUACCAAGGCUACAUACAGAUUACCAGAUGGAACUCUAGUAACCAGGAACGAGCCUCCACAACCUUCUUCUCCUAACCUCUCCUCUGCCCUCCUCAACCAGAAUCUUACCAAGGCUACGUACAGAUUACCAGAUGGAACUCUAGUAACCAGGAACGAGCCUCCACAACCUUCUCCUAACCUCUCCUCUGCUCUCCUCAACCAGAAUCUUACCAAGGCUACGUACAGAUUACCAGAUGGAACUCUAGUAACCAGGAAUGAGCCUCCACAACCUUCUUCUCCUAACCUCUCCUCUGCCCUCCUCAACCAGAAUCUUACCAAGGCUACGUACAGAUUACCAGAUGGAACUCUAGUAACCAGGAACGAGCCUCCACAACCUUCUUCUCCUAACCUCUCCUCUGCUCUCCUCAACCCUAACAACCAGAACCUGCGUUCCGCCACUUACAGACUACCUGAUGGGACCUUAGUGACCCGGGCCCAGCCAAGCACUCCCCAGCUCUCCAACGCUCUACAGAACCAGAACCUGCGUUCAGCCACGUACAGACUUCCUGACGGGAGCCUGAUGACGAGACCUGUUCCCGCCACCCCCCAGCUUGGCAAUGCCCUACAGAACCAGAACCUCCGUGGGGCCUCCUACCGCCUGCCCUCCUCGCUGGAGGAGCCUGGAGGGGGGCGAUACGCCGUGGUCAUGCCCCAGGUCCAGGGCUCUGGGCCGGGGCAAGGGGCAGGGCAUCACUGGGCUCAGGGCCCAGGGCCUGGGACGGGGACACAGCCUAGGGGUCCAGGGGAGCAGGUGGAUGUGUGGGGGUCAGAGACAGUGCUGCCCCACCCCACCGUCCAGAACCUCACCAAGUGGUCCAUGUACCGGGAUGAGGAGCUGCUGGAUCCCCCGGGGCCCCCCCACCAUGGACAGAGAGAGAUGGACCUGGAGCCGGACUGGGCUCCUAACAGGGAAGGGGAACCCACUGGGCCCUGGUACGAUAAGAUGUACUCCAUCCGCAGCCUGCCCAGCAUGGUGUACCGGGAGCAGCCAGAGGAAGACGGAGUAGAGGACAUGACGCAGCUGGAGGAGCUGUCUGAGGGAUCUGUGCUGCUCAACCUGAAGAAGAGGUUUGAGAGAGAGAUCAUCUAUACAUAUAUAGGUAGUAUCCUGGUCUCGGUGAACCCCUAUAGGAUGUUCAACAUGUACGGAACUGACAUGGUGCUGAAGCACAAGGGAACCGCUCUGGGAGAGAACCCUCCACACCUGUUUGCCAUAGCAAACGUCUCCUACACCAAAAUGAUGGAUGCCAAACAGAACCAGGUUAUUAUAAUCAGUGGGGAGAGUGGAUCAGGGAAGACUGAGGCCACUAAACUGCUGCUGCGUUACCUAGCAGCAAUACACCACAAACACAACAUUACACAACAGAUUAAGAUUCUUGAGGCAGCUCCUCUUCUAGAAUCCUUUGGAAAUGCCAAAACAGUUCGCAACGACAACUCCAGUCGCUUCGGGAAAUACGUGGAGAUCUAUCUGGAGGAGGGUGUGAUCAGCGGUGCCAUAACCUCUCAGUAUCUGAUGGAAAAGUCCCGUAUAGUCUUCCAGGCCAGAGAUGAGAGGAACUAUCAUAUCUUCUAUGAGAUGCUGUCAGGUCUCCCCCCCCAGCAGAGGCAGGCCUUCUACCUGCAGGAGGCUGAGACCUACUAUUACCUGAACCAGGGAGGGGAUUGUGGGAUAGCAGGAAAGAGUGACAGGGAGGACUUCCUCCGUCUGCUGGCUGCUAUGGAGAUCCUUCACUUCACCCCUGACGACCAGGCGUCCAUCUUUAGAGUCCUGUCUUCUAUUCUACACCUGGGGAACGUCUACUUCCAAAGAUAUGAGGUAUGA